AUGCCCGAAAUAAAGAUUACACCACUCGGUGCUGGUCAAGAUGUGGGCCGUAGCUGCAUCUUACUAUCUAUGGGUGGCAAAAAUAUCAUGCUCGACUGCGGUAUGCAUAUGGGUUACAACGACGAGCGGCGUUUUCCAGAUUUCUCAUACAUUGUUCCUGAAGGCCCUAUUACCAGUCAAAUAGAUUGUGUUAUCAUAUCCCAUUUUCACCUUGACCAUUGCGGAGCUCUACCAUAUAUGUCAGAGAUGGUUGGCUACACAGGUCCCAUCUAUAUGACCCAUCCUACCAAAGCUAUAGCUCCUAUACUUCUUGAAGAUAUGAGGAAAGUAGCUGUAGAGAGAAAAGGUGAAUCAAAUUUCUUCACAUCACAGAUGAUUAAGGAUUGCAUAAAGAAGGUGACUGCUGUUACUCUUCAUCAGUCUGUAAUGGUUGAUAACGAACUAGAAAUUAAGGCCUAUUAUGCCGGUCAUGUUCUUGGUGCUGCUAUGUUUUGGAUCCGUGUUGGAUCACAAUCUGUCGUCUACACUGGCGAUUACAACAUGACCCCAGACAGACAUCUGGGUGCAGCAUGGAUUGAUAAAUGCAGACCAGAUCUUCUUAUCACAGAAUCAACAUAUGCUACAACAAUUCGUGAUUCUAAACGGUGCCGUGAAAGAGAUUUCCUUAAAAAGGUACAUGAAUGCGUGGAAAAAGGUGGUAAAGUCCUGAUACCUGUCUUUGCCUUAGGCAGAGCUCAAGAGCUUUGUAUUCUACUUGAGACAUACUGGGAAAGAAUGAAUUUAAAAUGCCCAGUGUAUUUUGCAUUGGGGUUGACAGAGAAAGCUAAUAACUAUUAUAAGAUGUUCAUAACAUGGACUAAUCAAAAGAUUAGAAAGACAUUUGUGCAAAGAAAUAUGUUCGAUUUUAAACAUAUUAAACCUUUUGACAAGUCUUUUAUUGACAAUCCUGGUGCAAUGGUUGUUUUUGCCACACCAGGCAUGUUGCAUGCUGGAUUAUCUCUUAACAUUUUCAAAAAGUGGGCACCUUAUGAACAGAAUAUGGUCAUAAUGCCUGGGUUCUGUGUCCAAGGUACAGUUGGUCACAAAAUCCUAAAUGGAGCUAAGAAAGUUGAACUUGAAAACCGGCAAGUAGUUGAAGUUAAAAUGGCUGUUGAAUACAUGUCAUUCUCGGCACAUGCUGAUGCUAAAGGUAUAAUGCAGUUAAUCCAGUACUGUGAGCCGAAGAAUGUGUUAUUAGUACAUGGGGAGGCACAGAAAAUGGAAUUUUUAAAGGACAAAAUUGAAAAAGAGUUUAAAAUUAGUUGUUUCAUGCCAGCUAAUGGUGAAACAUGUACAAUUAAUACCCCAACCAAGAUUCCUAUUGAUGUAUCUCUGAGGUUGCUAAAGGCAGAAGCUGUGAGAUAUAAUGCGCAACCUCCAGACCCUAAACGGAGAAGAGUUGUCAAUGGUAUUCUUUGCGUCAGAGACAACAGAUUGUCCCUCAUUGAUAUUGAUGAAAUGUGUGAUGAAAUAGGCAUAAACAGGCAUGUUAUUAGGUUUACUAGCACAGUCAGGUUUGAAGAUCCUGGGCCUUCAGUCAAAACAGCAGAAAAGUUGAAAACAUUGCUUGCAGAGAAACUGGAAGGUUGGACAAUCACUAUAUCAGAGGCUAACAUAUCUGUUGAGUCUGUGCUUAUAAAGGUUGAGGGUGAAGAUGAUAGCACUAAGAACAUAUAUGUGUCUUGGACAAAUCAAGAUGAAGAUUUAGGUAGUUAUAUAUUAGGUUUACUCCAAUCAAUGGUCCAGUAA
Arctia plantaginis is the source of this 1788-nucleotide messenger RNA. The record is from the annotation of a GenBank genome assembly. Lineage: Eukaryota; Metazoa; Arthropoda; Insecta; Lepidoptera; Erebidae.